This is a messenger RNA of Apis laboriosa (Himalayan honeybee), 556 nucleotides long. Its product is annotated as dynein regulatory complex subunit 7-like. The record is from RefSeq and is a predicted model, not a curated record. NCBI's taxonomy places the organism in Eukaryota, Metazoa, Arthropoda, Insecta, Hymenoptera, Apidae. Gene Ontology annotation, cellular component: motile cilium. The transcript has 2 exons. The coding region runs from base 1 to 552 and encodes 183 amino acids. Gene Ontology annotation, biological process: flagellated sperm motility.
AUGGAAGAAGAUGAAAAGACUGCAUUUGAAAGUUAUGAAAGUAUAUCAACUAUUACUUCUGUGGAAGAAGAAGAGUAUAAAUUAGAAGAAAAAUUAACGAAAGAUGAUAUUCUUAAAAUAACGAAAGAACUUAUAGAAAACGUACAACAAGAACUAUGUUUGAUCAAGUUAUGCUGGCCAGAAAUUGAUUACACAAAAGAUCUUUACCUAAGAAGACUUCCAAGUAGUUAUUGUACCCUCAGUGAUAAAGAAAAGUUGCUUGCAUGGUAUGCCGAAAAUUUUCGACAACAAUUUCACGUAAAAUAUCCAAAAAGAAAACCAUUAUUAUUAGUAUGUGAAAAUGAAUGUGGUAUACAAAAAUUUAUGUCUACGACUAUCAAACGAAGUACACUGCCAUACCCGGAACUGUACACGUGGCAGGAGUGCGGAAAAUUUGUCAGUGACUACGUUAAGUACGAGCCACUGAACAAACCACUCAAAAUGGUAAGUAGUCAAACGUAUUGUUGUCAUCAAACAUCUUAUUUUAUAAAGCUAAGCGACAAAGGUCCUUAAAUAU